AGCUCAUGAGCUAGCAAACUCACACGAGCUAGCAAACCAGCCCACACGAGCUCCAUCGGAUGGGGUCCUUCGCCAGAGCUGCGCGCUUCCUGGUGCUCCUCCAGAUCGUCCUGUUCGUCAUCUCCGCCGUGCUCAUGAGCGGCCCCGUCUGCCAUGGAGCCCGCCCAGGGAUCGGUGGUGGAGCUCUCGAUCCUAAUCGUCCGACGGUUACAGUGCCGCCUGGUGACCCCUACACCGGUCGUCGGUGCAGCAGCUUGUACAGGUGCCCACCAAGUGUUCAGCCCUGAUACC
Messenger RNA from Triticum dicoccoides, 291 nucleotides. RefSeq names its product protein WIR1A-like. The transcript has 2 exons. Bases 60 to 287 code for a protein of 75 amino acids. The record is from RefSeq and is a predicted model, not a curated record. NCBI's taxonomy places the organism in Eukaryota, Viridiplantae, Streptophyta, Magnoliopsida, Poales, Poaceae.